Molecule: messenger RNA, 1590 nt
Organism: Sclerotinia borealis F-4128
Lineage: Eukaryota; Fungi; Ascomycota; Leotiomycetes; Helotiales; Sclerotiniaceae
Source: the annotation of a GenBank genome assembly
AUGCCCGGUAGUUCGAGAAUGCCCGUAAGCUUGCGCAAUAGCUUCACCGUCAAAAAAGGCUCUUCAAGUGGUGGCCAAUUACUGGCUCUGAAUAUUGAUCUGACACUCUAUGGAUUAUUCCUAAGAGCACCCGGUGUGCGAUCUCAAGUGCAGAAACAGGUUUCGGAGGCAAUUACGAAGCUACAAGGGAAAUUAGUACCGACAGGUCCGGGUGUGGUACGAUAUUUGACGCUGCCGAAGGAAGGAUGGUCUGAGGAAACGGUUAUGAAGGAGUUGGAGACGUUGGCCAAUAUGGAUCAUACCAGGUGGGAGGACGGAUUCGUCUCGGGUGCCGUGUAUCAUGGAGGGGAUUCGUUGAUGAAGAUACAGACGGAGGCGUUUGGAAAAUUUACCGUUGCGAAUCCUAUUCAUCCGGAUGUGUUUCCGGGAGUGAGGAAGAUGGAGGCGGAGAUUGUGGCAAUGGUUUUGUCGAUAUUUAAUGCGCCGCCAGGAGCUGCGGGUGUUACAACUAGUGGAGGUACAGAGUCUAUCUUGAUGGCUUGCCUAAGUGCAAGGCAGAAGGCUUAUGCCGAGAGAGGUGUCAGGGAGCCGGAAAUGAUUCUGCCAGAAACAGCACACACAGCGUUCCGCAAAGCAGGUCAAUAUUUCGGUAUCAAAAUUCAUCUCGUCGCUUGUCCCGCCCCAUCUUAUCAAGUCCAUCUCCCAAGCGUGGCUCGUCUCAUCAAUAGCAACACCGUUCUUCUCGUUGGCUCUGCGCCGAACUUCCCUCAUGGACUUAUCGAUGACAUAACCGGUCUUUCCAAGCUCGCCGCCAAACGCAAGAUUCCACUUCACGUCGAUUGCUGCCUCGGAUCAUUUCUUGUUCCCUUCCUCGAGAAAGCCGGAUUCGAAACCGAACUCUUUGAUUUCCGUCUCAAGGGUGUAACGAGUAUUAGUUGCGACACUCACAAAUACGGAUUCGCGCCCAAAGGUAACUCAACUGUUCUCUACCGUACCGCAGCCUUGAGAACCUACCAAUACUUCAUUUCUCCUGACUGGUCAGGCGGUGUUUAUGCCUCUCCAUCCAUUGCCGGGUCUCGCCCUGGUGCGCUUAUCGCUGGAUGUUGGGCUUCACUCAUGAGUGUUGGUGAGACCGGCUACAUCAAUGCAUGUACCGAAAUCGUGGGGGCUACCAAAAAAAUCAUCGAUGCCAUACACGAAAAUCCCUCUCUUAAUCACGAUCUUUACGUCCUCGGCAAACCACUUGUUUCCGUAGUAGCUUUCACAUCCAAGACACUUGACAUCUACGACAUCGCAGACGCCAUGUCAGCAAAGGGGUGGCAUCUAAAUUCGUUACAGAGUCCCCCGGCUAUACACGUAGCCGUUACAUUACCGAUCGUCAAGGUGUGGGAGAAAUUGGUGGAAGAUCUGAUAGCGGUUGUGGAAGGGGAGAAGGAGAAGGAGAGAGUGAGGAUUGUGGAAGGAAAGGGUGCUAAGGGGAAGAGCUUGGGGGAUUCAGCCGCCUUGUAUGGAGUGGCUGGUAGUUUACCCAAUAAGAGUGUGGUGGUGGAGUUGGCUAGUGGUUUUUUGGAUACUUUGUAUAAAGCUUAG